This is a messenger RNA of Pecten maximus, 1477 nucleotides long. RefSeq names its product transformation/transcription domain-associated protein-like. Gene Ontology annotation, molecular function: protein binding; transcription coregulator activity. The transcript has 6 exons. Bases 635 to 1477 code for a protein of 280 amino acids. Gene Ontology annotation, cellular component: SAGA complex; NuA4 histone acetyltransferase complex; nucleus. Gene Ontology annotation, biological process: DNA repair; regulation of DNA-templated transcription. The record is from RefSeq and is a predicted model, not a curated record. Lineage: Eukaryota; Metazoa; Mollusca; Bivalvia; Pectinida; Pectinidae.
GCCAUUGAUCCGCUCCGUGUCGAUAUCUAUCUUGAGAUGGAUUAAAUGUAACUAUAUAUCUGCCAGGCAAAUAACCUCUGCUAAAUAAACUUUGUCUUCCCUAAUUCUGUCUAACAACAAAAUCAUUGUAUUCAUCAAAGUCUGUCUCGCUGCCGAACACGUUUUGAAAGAAUGUUUACAUCGUCCGCCAUGAUUGAUCGAUGCUUCACUCUCGCCGAGGAAACCCUCAUUAUUAUUGAAAAAUGACAUCAGUAACUUUCCCAAACUAACCAAUCGCUGUUGGAAUUAUAUUUUGAUAUCACAGGGAAUCACCAUAAUACGUUUUCUGAUUGGUUGGUUAAGCUAGCUAUAUUUAUUUGAAACACUCAUCGUUGUCUCAAAUGGUUAAGACCCGAGAGAAUCCGCAAGUAUUGAAUAUGAAGGUAACUCCCGAGAGCAUUCAAAGUAUUUUGUAUGCUGUCGGUGCGUUCGUUACAAGGCACAUUCAUAUUGGUGUUACCGCUGGGGGAAGCAGCAGGUAAAAAAAAAAAAAAUAGCAAAGGUCCAAAAAAUUGUUUGAGUCGCGGCUAUUUUAGUGAGUCGGUCGGGUAACCACAAACAAACAAUUUUUUAAUGAUGGCCUAGUAACCACUCCAUGUUGGGGGUACAUGCCUCUGCCCAGGCUAUCAUACACUUUGGCAAGAUUGCCCGCAAACACAACCUGACAGGCGUGUGUCUCGACUCCCUCAGCAGAAUCCACACAAUACCAAGUGUACCCAUAGUGGAUUGUUUCCAGAAAAUCCGCCAGCAAGUCAAGUGUUACCUCCAGAUGUCCGGGGCAAUGGGCAAAACUGAACUCAAUGAGGGUUUGGAGGUGAUCGAAUCAACAAACCUCAAGUAUUUCACUAAAGAGUUCACUGCAGAGUUUUACGCUCUCAAAGGCAUGUUCUUAGCCCAGGUUGGGCGAUCCGACGACGCCAACAAGGCAUUCUCUGCGGCUGUCCAGAUGCAUGACACUUUGGUAAAGGCAUGGGCACUCUGGGGCGACUAUCUCGAGACUGUGUUCACUCGGGAAAAACAAAUGAACCUGGGUGUUUCGGCCAUCACGUGCUUCCUGCAUGCCUGUCGUCACCAGAAUGAGAGCAAAUCCCGUAAAUAUCUCGCCAAAGUGCUUUGGUUGUUGACAUAUGACGAUGAAAAGACUACGUUGGCUGAGGCCGUCGACAAAUACUGUGUUGGGGUACCGCCCAUACAGUGGUUACCAUGUGAUAUUGUAGAGAAAACUGGUGUAGGGUUCUCACCAGCCUUCUCUAGAAGACUAAUGAAUGCUCCCCGUGCACACCCUCAGAGGCUCUCGGACCCACAAAUUGAGGAGAGAUCUCUGUGUGACUGCACGCCCCCCUUGAGGGACUUUAAGUUCCAUCAGCACCAGAGUGCCUGGAACUCUAAACCCUCCUUCCGAGAAUUAGAGAAUUCCGAUAUUUCAUCAAGUAUAUAA